GCUCGUCGUGCAAGAAUAAUGUAACCGCUAGAGGGCGUUUAGUAUGAGGUCACACUGGUCGGUAUUGUUUCCGGGUCUUCAUUUCAUCGCCAUUUUACUGAUGAGAAUCAGAAACCGAUAAGCUCUAGGCAUAAAAAAGGGAGUGAUGUGGGACCAGGGAGGACAGCCCUGGCCUCAGUGGCCGCUGGGAUCACAACAACAAUGGAUGCAGUCUUUUCAACAUAACCAAGAUCCAGGUCAAGUGGAUUGGGCUGCUUUAGCACAAGCAUGGAUUGCACAGAAAGAAUCCAGCGGUGGGGUUCCAGAUCUGCCGAAUAUGCAGCCCAACGGCCAGGAAAUGCCGAACAUGGAACCGCCUGGCCAUAAUAACCAUGGAAACUUUCCUGGCGAUUCAAAUUUUGGCCGAGGAUGGCAGCCAGAGUGGGGAAUGCAUGGCCAGCCUCCACCACCACCUCCUCCUCCAGAACCAGCAUGGAUUCCUCCUGGGCAGGGACCGAUGGAUGUUGUAAUCCCAUCGGAGGACAGUAACAGUCAGGACAGUUUAGAAUUUCCUGGGGACCCCCACCAUAGAGGCUUUCCUCAGAACAAUCAUGGCUUUGGGGGUCAGCCUGAACCUUUCCCUAUGGGGGUCAAUCAGUUUGAUUAUCAGCAUGGAGCAGCACCAACUGGGACAGCAUAUGUACCGCCCUCUGCCGGUUUUCACGCACCAUUCUGGCCCGAUGGGCCUCAGAACAGAAGAGAUCGGCUUCCUACCUUCAGACCAGAACGCCCCAGAUCCCCCAACCAGCUGGGAAUAAAACCAGAGGUGGCACCUACACUAGACGCUGUUAAAAGAAGAACCUUGCCUGCGUGGAUUCGAGAAGGCCUUGAAAAGAUGGACCGUGAGAAGCAAAAGAAGAUUGAGAAGGAGAGGAUGGAGAAAGAGCGCGCUGAAAUGGCAAAUAAUGAAAGGGAUAACGAUACGGUAGAGGAGGAAGGUGAUGGGCCUCGGGUGCCACGCAAAAGCAAAUUUGACAGUGACGAUGAGGAUGGUGAAGAUGAUGAUGGUGCCGUUGAGGAUGGAGUAUUAGGGAGGAAAUAUGAGUUUGGUGGUAGAUCUUCUCCCCUCGUUCAAGAGGAUCCGAAUGAACCAGAGAUGACCGAAGAGGAGAAAGAGUUUCAGCUGAUGGUGAUGACUAAAACGCUCCUCACUGAAGUUCUCCUAGAAGUCACAAAUGAGGAAAUCCUGCAGCUGGCCAAAGAGACGCAUCGCAAAGCCACUAAAGCUCCUGCAAAACAGCUGGCACAGUCAAGUGCACUGGCUUCUCUCACCGGCCUCGGCGGGCUGGGUGAUUACGGAACGGACGAGAGCGAGGAUGACGAGCCGAGCGCCAAGGGUUCAGACUCCUCGGACACUGAUGAUGAGGAGCUGAUGCACCGGAUUCGCCAGAAACAGGACGCCUUUCGUCGCAAAGAAAGGGAGCAACAGGAGAGGCUGGCACUGGAGGCACAGAUUAUUAAAGAAGAGUUGGCAUCAAACAGAGAGAGGGCAAGUUAUGAGGAUGACCAUUUAGAAGUUAGGGAAAAAGAGGCGGAGCCUACAUUAGAGCGACGCAGGUCACGUAGUGAGCCAGAGGUUAGUGAGGUCAAAUGGGCGGCUCCAAGCAAAGAGCGUAAUGGAGGAAGUGCCAGCCCCUCGCCAAACAAAAGACGCAGCCGAAGCUCAAGUUCCAGCUCUUCCAGCAGCCGAUCCUCUUCAUCUUCCUCAUCUUCUCGCAGCUCCUCGCGUUCCUCCUCUCCGCGAAGGAAGAGGCGACGCAGUCGGUCUUCCUCCCGCGGUAAUCGUAGGCGCAGCCGAAGUCGCAGUUCUCACAGACAUCUGUCGCGUGACAAGGGUAGAGACAAGAGGCGGAGCAGCCGCACCCGCAGCACAGAGCGUUCCUCUCAUCACAGUUCGCGACAGCGCAGAUCCAGCAGGGGUCGCAGGAGCAGGUCCAAGGCCAGUCGCAGCCGCAGCAGAGAGAGGCGGCGCAGCAGGGAACGCAAGCGCAGCCGAAGUCGAAGUACGAGCCGCAGCAGGCGGAAACAAAAAGCUUCCAGCAGGGACAGAGAGAAGAGGAAAGAGAGAAGCCGGAGUCACGAGAAGGAUAAGAGGAGGAAAGACAAAGAUUUUGAUAAAAAGAAAGACAAACAAAAAGGAAAGGAUAAAGGGGGGGAUAGCAGCUCAGUAAGGGAGGAAGACGACAACAGCGGUAAAUCGAAAAGAAGAAGGGAAAGCGACAACACAGACUCCCACAGUGAGCGGUUCUCUCGGCAAGACAGCAAAAGUAGCAAGAAAGGCUCCGCCAAAUCUAGCAGAAAGUACUCCGAUUCAGAGUCCAGUAGGAGCAGGUCCCCUUCCCCUGAGGUUAGCAAAGAAAAAAAGUCUAAAAAAUCUAAACGUAGUCGAUCAAGGUCAACGGAAAGAUCUCACAAGUCUGGUAAGAAGGCAAGCCGCAAACACAAGUCUAAGUCACGAUCAAGGUCCACAUCUCCCAGCCGGCGCAAGCGCUGAGGUGCACUGUCUACCUCUGAUCUGUGUACUUCUUUUAAAAUUCCAUGAGUUAACAGGCUUGUCUCAUUAUCGAGGCAACGUUGUAGGUGAACUCUCCACUCCAAAUCCCCUCACUCUCCCUAUUUUGUAAAUACAUGGUAUUUUUAAGUGUUGUCUUCAAAACAGAAGAUUUUGAAUGAUUGAUUUUUGCCUUGUAUUAUGCAAGACUUAACAUAAAAGUAGUCAAUAGAAUCUUGAAACUGUACCAUUUUAAAACACAAAGGAAACACAGGAGGAAAUACAUUCUCGUUUAAUGUAAAUUGUCAAAUAAAACUAUGAUUCUUUC
Paramisgurnus dabryanus is the source of this 2858-nucleotide messenger RNA. NCBI's taxonomy places the organism in Eukaryota, Metazoa, Chordata, Actinopteri, Cypriniformes, Cobitidae. The record is from RefSeq and is a predicted model, not a curated record.